Messenger RNA from Hippocampus zosterae (dwarf seahorse), 738 nucleotides. RefSeq names its product protein GVQW3-like. The transcript has 2 exons. The record is from RefSeq and is a predicted model, not a curated record. NCBI's taxonomy places the organism in Eukaryota, Metazoa, Chordata, Actinopteri, Syngnathiformes, Syngnathidae. Bases 1 to 417 code for a protein of 138 amino acids.
AUGACGUUGUUUUUCACAAAGAAUAAACAAUAUAUUGGCUUGAGUGUUUUUGUAUUGUCAGGUCGUCAAGAAGUGAGCACAGAGCAACGAACAAACUUGAAGUUUCUGGUCCGGUUGGGGAAAAGUCCAUCUGAAGCAUUGGGAUUGUUGCAGCAAGUGUACGGUGAUGAGACGAUGUCACGCUCACGUGUUUUUGAGUGGUGCAAGAGGUUUAAAGAGGGACGCGAGGAUGUGGAAGACAACCCCAGGAGUGGAAGGCUUUCAACGAGCAGGACUGAGGCCAAUGUGGAGCGUGUCCGACAGAUGCUGCUUGCCGAUCGUCGGUUGACUGUUCGAUUGAUCGCUAAUGAGCUAGGCCUGAACCGGGACAACGUUUGGAAGAUUAUCACUGAAGAUUUGGGCAUGCGGAAAGUCUGACACAUCCUUACCCCCGAAUCAGACAUAUAGAGUUUAUGAGCUUUUGAAUGAACUGAUGAAGAAUGUCAGGAAAAGCCCCCACAAAUAUCUGUAUGUCAUUUGGGGUUGACUAUCAAUGAUGUGGUGACUUUAACAUGAAUUUAGAGGUGAUUGGUUCAUUUCAAAUGCAACGAUAACUCCAGUUACAGAGGGUGUGCACACUUAUGCAAGCGAAUUAUCGACGCGGUUUGUUUUCACUUCUCCUCAAAAAUAUUUUAUUCAAAAUGUUUCAACUAUGUUUGUCACAGUGUUGGAUUUUUUUAAUUACAUUACUUAGCUUGG